GGAUGUUUGAGGCCACUUGCUCUUGUGAGAAAAUGCCCCAGUUCAAGCCCACCUGCACUAUUAGUAAACCCACAAGACCGAAGUCUUUUGCUCUCUCUCUCCGUCGAAAGCGAGAGCUCAGUUUAGGCUUUGAUUUGUACAGAGGCACGCCAGGGAAGAGAGGUGAGCCGUGAAUGAUGGUCGGAGACGGAGGAAAGAAGGGGAAAGGGGACGACGAAAAUUCGGAGCAAAUGGACGAGGAGCUCGUUCCCUCAUCUGAGAAGCCCCAAGAAAUCCAUGAUGAGCUUGAAAAGAUUGCAGACACCAAGGAGGAUUUGGGGGCGAAUUCUCAUAAUCUUAACUACGUUCAAUUGGAACGGUUAGAUACCAGAGGCUUCCUUUUCGUCGCGCCUCGCGAAGGCCAGAGCGUGUGGGCCCUCACAUCGUACAACCAGGUCACCAAGGAAGAGACGGUGGCAGCCUACGUGUACAAGAUGGACAGGCCGUGGCUGAGGCCAGACGAGGUGAGGGUGGAGAUCCGGCGGGGCCGUGCCCUCUGGGUGAUCGGCCGAGGAGACGAGCCCGUCAAGGCGGGGCUGCCGAGUUUAAAUAAGAUGAGGGUGAGCAAGGCCACGGCUUCCAUGAAUGCCGACUGCGUGCUCACCAUCACGAUUCCCAAGAGUCACCGGCCUUGGAAGUGGUACAAGUACAAAGAUUUGGUGUUCGCAUGGUUCAAAACGGUCCAUGUUGCGGUUUCUAGCUAAAUUGGUUUCGACAGUGUCAUAGCACUGUGAGUCCUGCCUUCAUUCUCUAGAAUGGACUUCACAUGAUGCUUUCAUUUAUAAUGAUUCGUGUUCUCUUUUUAACAACGUUGAAGUUUAUAAAGACUAGUCAAUAAGACUUAAGACA
Molecule: messenger RNA, 888 nt
Organism: Eucalyptus grandis
Lineage: Eukaryota; Viridiplantae; Streptophyta; Magnoliopsida; Myrtales; Myrtaceae
Exons: 3
Coding region: 174-743 (189 amino acids)
Source: RefSeq, a predicted model, not a curated record